Molecule: messenger RNA, 312 nt
Organism: Dreissena polymorpha
Lineage: Eukaryota; Metazoa; Mollusca; Bivalvia; Myida; Dreissenidae
Product: histone H2B-like
Cellular component (GO): nucleosome
Molecular function (GO): DNA binding; protein heterodimerization activity; structural constituent of chromatin
Source: RefSeq, a predicted model, not a curated record
GCGCGCUCCACUGACAAGAAGAAGCGCAGGAGGAGGAGGGAAUCCUACGCCAUCUACAUCUACAAAGUCUUGAAGCAGGUGCACCCCGACACCGGAGUGUCCAGCAAGGCCAUGUCGAAGAACAGCUUUGUCAACGACAUCUUCGAGCGCAUUGCUGCCGAGGCUUCCCGCCUUGCCCACUACAACAAGCGAUCCACCAUCACAAGCAGAGAGAUCCAGACCGCUGUGCGUCUCCUGCUGCCUGGUGAGCUCGCCAAGCACGCCGUGUCCGAGGGCACAAAGGCUGUCACCAAGUACACCAGCAGCAAGUAA